AUGACUUCAACUACUAGUAGUAUAGUUAUUAAAGAAUCAAAUAUUGAUGAAUUAUUUCAAGCGUAUUCAUUGAUACCAGAGUUUAAAACUGGUGAUUCAUUAUUAUAUAAUAUUGAAUCGAUCAAGGCAAGACUAUCGACGAAACAACAUUGCAAAUUGUUGGUAGCAAUCGAUCAGACGAUACAAGAGAUUGCAGCAUUCAAGGUUGGUUAUGGUGAAGAUGACAAAAGUACAUUCUACAUAUGGCUCAGUGGAACGACUCCUUCCUACAGAAGGAGAGGAAUAGGUGAACAACUACUCAAAGCACAAGAACAAUGGGCAAAAGAUCAACACUACACAACCGUAAAGAUUAAAACUAGAAAUUGUUUCAAAGGAAUGUUGUUAAUGUUGAUUAAAUCUGACUAUCAAAUCAAAGAAUGUAUAAAUAAUCAACAAGAUGAACAACAAUCUAGAAUUGUAUUAGAUAAAAGAAUCAAUUAA
This is a messenger RNA of Cavenderia fasciculata, 480 nucleotides long. RefSeq lists its product as uncharacterized. Gene Ontology annotation, molecular function: acyltransferase activity, transferring groups other than amino-acyl groups. The coding region runs from base 1 to 480 and encodes 159 amino acids. The record is from RefSeq and is a predicted model, not a curated record. Lineage: Eukaryota; Evosea; Eumycetozoa; Acytosteliales; Cavenderiaceae. The transcript has a single exon.